This is a messenger RNA of Erpetoichthys calabaricus (reedfish), 7842 nucleotides long. It is a transcript of the gene lrrc4ba, whose product is annotated as leucine rich repeat containing 4Ba. Gene Ontology annotation, cellular component: plasma membrane. The record is from RefSeq and is a predicted model, not a curated record. NCBI's taxonomy places the organism in Eukaryota, Metazoa, Chordata, Cladistia, Polypteriformes, Polypteridae. Gene Ontology annotation, molecular function: protein binding.
AUGGUGGGGGCUUCGCCAUGUCCCUCCCCUUGCAGCUGUUCCAAACCAGGCAAGUCGUGUGAUUUGCACCCCCGAGAUCUACAGGAAGUGCCUGAGAGUAUCUCUGUCAACACACGGUACUUGAACCUACAGGAGGAUUCCCAUCAGGUAAUUCGGACAGAUACCUUCAAACACUUGCGGCACUUGGAGAUUCUGCAACUGUCAAAGAACAUGAUCCGAACUAUUGAAGUAGGUGCAUUCAAUGGCCUGCCCAAUCUCAACACCCUUGAACUCUUUGACAAUAAACUAACGCUGGUGCCCACGCAUGCAUUUGAGUAUCUGUCUAAGCUGCGGGAAUUGUGGCUGAGAAACAAUCCCAUUGAAAGCAUCCCAUCGUACGCUUUCAACCGCGUGCCAUCACUGCGGCGUCUGGACCUGGGCGAGCUUAAGAAGCUGGAGUAUAUUUCAGAAGCUGCCUUUGAGGGUCUAGUCAAUCUACGAUAUCUGAACCUUGGCAUGUGUGGACUUAAGGACAUUCCCAACCUCACACCUCUUGUGCGACUUGAAGAGCUGGAAUUAUCUGGGAAUCGGCUAGAAAUUAUUCGUCCCGGAUCCUUUCAGGGGCUUGUGGCACUGCGCAAACUCUGGCUGAUGCAUGCACAGGUAUCAGUCAUAGAACGAAAUGCCUUUGAUGAUCUCAAAAACCUGGAGGAACUGAACCUUUCCCACAACAACUUGCAUUCUCUUCCCCACGAUCUAUUCACACCACUUCACCGCCUGGAAAGGGUGCAUCUCAACCAUAACCCUUGGAUCUGCAAUUGUGAUGUGCUGUGGCUUAGCUGGUGGCUGAAGGAGACAGUGCCAAGUAAUACUACCUGUUGUGCCCGUUGCCACGCCCCUCCGCUUUUGAAAGGAAGAUACAUUGGUGAAUUGGACCAGAGUCACUUUACUUGCUAUGCCCCAGUGAUUGUCGAACCACCUACAGACCUGAAUGUAACUGAGGGCAUGGCAGCAGAAUUAAAAUGUCGAACGGGAACAACAAUGACAUCUGUAAACUGGUUGACCCCAAAUGGGACCCUGAUGACUCAUGGGUCAUAUCGGGUGAGAAUCUCUGUGCUGCAUGAUGGGACUCUUAACUUCACCAACGUGACAGUGCAGGACGCAGGCCAGUACACUUGCAUGGUGACCAACUCAGCAGGCAACACAACUGCCUCAGCUGUGCUGAAUGUUUCAGCCGCUGAUUCUGGCAGUAGUUUUAGUUACUUCACCACAGUCACUGUUGAGACGGAGUCAAAUGCGAGGGAGGGUGCUGUACGACAGGACACAAAUGAGUCCACUGUACGAUUUAGUAGACCCACCCCCUCUGAGAGCUGGGAAGGCUGGGGUCCAACUUCUGCAACAACCACAUCACCCCGCUCUACACGAUCGAAUGAACGGGCUUUCACUGUGCCCAUAACAGUAGUGACAGAGAGUUUUUCAGGCUUGGAUGAUGUGAUGAAAACCACCAAGAUCAUUAUUGGCUGUUUUGUGGCCAUCACUUUUAUGGCAGCUGUGAUGCUGGUGGUCUUUUACAAACUCCGAAAGCAGCACCAGUUACAUAAGCAUCAUGGGCCUGCACGAGCCAUUGAGAUUGUCAAUGUGGAGGAUGAGCUUACAGGAGGUGCGACUGCUGGAGGAGGCAGUGUGGGGGGCAUUUCUGGGGGCACGGGACUCUUACAUGGAAGCGGCGGCACCCUCAGACUUCAGUCUUCACAUUCCCAAGAGGGCAAUGUGAUGACCUUGCCUUCCAUUGCACGUUCUGAUCACCUCAAUCACUACUACAAGGCCCAUUUUAACAAUAACAUCCUCUCUAGUCGCAGCAGUGCUCUCUCAGGGGGCUUGACCUCAAACCUGCUGUCAUCAUCUUCAGCCAACACCAAUCCACUCACCUCCCCUUCCCUCAUCCUCCAGGGACCGAAGAGCAACUCAGUGACAUUGAACUCCAUUCAUGAGCCCUUGCUCUUCAAGAGCAGCUCCAAGGAGAAUGUCCAGGAAACUCAAAUUUAGCUGCUGCUGGGAUGUAGAUUGAUUAAAAAAGGGAGGGAGAGAGUGAUUUGGGAAUGGUGCAUGUACAGGAGCUGGGGUAGAAACUGAGACAGAACAGCAGUGGGAAGAAUAUCAAGAGUAUUUGGCAUCCUGAGGCAAUCAAGAAAGCUUUCACUAGACGCACACAUGCUUUCCACACACUCCCACGCUCCACCGUGGUGCAACUAAACCCUUACCGUUUUGAUAUAGUCAUUGGUGGGGUGAUAGGCAUUUUCUUAAGAGUGAGAGGUUGGUAAUGCUAAAGGCCCACAGUGAAGAAGAAGAGAGAGGUACACCUACAUGAACCAAGCCAAAAUUGCCUUGUUUCCUGGGGAAGUAUCCCCUUGUUUUAUUAUGUGUUUACUGGUAAGAUUUCAGUUGGACAGUAAGAUGGGAAAGAGCAAAUAAUGCUGGAUUAGUCUUAUGAAUUCUGCUCUUUAUUAUUGAUGCCCUGUACAUCCUCUGAAUUUAGCUUAGGGGUCUUUUGGUAAAUUCAUGUCUUGUUAGUUAGUACAGGUUUUGACCUCUUCUGGGAAAUACAGCAUCAAGAACUCAGGAGGGAUUGUCAGAUGCUUGCAAUGCAGAGUUCAAAGAUCUUGUCCCAAGAAACAUAAUUUAGCAAAGGUCCAUCACUCCCUCAUGCUCCUUCCCUCUUGCCUCCCAUUUUUGCAUAUGCAGGAGAUUUUAUGCUCUUGCCCUCCUAUACAUAUUCUUGUAAUUCAUGUUUUACAUACCAUGCCAGAUGCUUGAGAAAAUGUAGCCCUGAGAUGACAUGGGAUGAAAGGGGAUUGGUGGACUGGUAAAGUGCAAUAUGGUGAUAUGUUUCUGUCUUACUGUCCUUUUGGCCGUGGAGUUUUCCAAUCAGGUGCCGCUGAUCCUAUGAAAACUCUGCUGUAGUGGCGACUUGUUUUCUGGGACACAUUGACAAUGGUUCGGGAAGAACAAGGGCCGCCGCAUAAGACUCUGUAUCAGUCUGAACAUCGGCUAUUGUGGGCACACAACAACCUGAGAGCAAAUUUCAUCACAGGUACAAAAGAGUAAAGAGAACUUACAAAAAAACAAAAUGUAAUGGAAGGUGGAAGUACUUUGAGCCGGUGUUAACUUCAGUUGUGCCAAGACAUUAUUAUUAUCAUUAUUUUAAAAUUUUUACUUUUGGAAAAAUUAAGAUGUGCACAAAAUAUUAAAUAUGGCUGAUUUCUUGUGAAUUUUGGGAACAGCAAAAAAAAAAAAAUGACACAAUUACCUUUUUACUGGAUUUUCUUUUUCCGUGACAAAAAAAAAAAUCAAACAGAAGGAAUUCUUCAAAUUCAGGAAAAACAAUCCCUGCCCCCUCUCACAACAGCGAAUGAUGAACACAAAGAAAAAGACAAAAAUAACAUAACAGAUAAGUUAAUCUUGGUCUGGGAAAUUUGAAUGAUAGAAUUCCUCAGCCAAACUGAAAAUGUGAAUGAACAGACCUGGGAGUAUUAUGAAGCUGUGCUUUGUUUCUUUGGACCCGAAUGUAAGAAGAGGACAGCUCCCAGGUCAAUUUGUGUUUGCUUUGCUCAUAAUCUGAGUGACUAACAUGAGCUGUUGCUCCAGACACCUGUCCAGCCCAGUUCCGCCAGCACUGGAUACAACCAAGCUCAUUCGGGACCUGUGAACAGCGUCUCCUAUGGAGGGAGGCUUCAAUCUUAGACUCUGGAUUGGGGGUGGGCUCUUAAGAAAGUGUUUAAAUUUUUUUUGGUCCAUUUUUGGUGAAUUUUUCUUAUUUUGAAAUUUUUGAAUUCUUUGUAAUUUGUUGUGUUUUUCUUUUUGGCUCUUUCAUUUUUCAUUCUGAAUGGUUUUGUUACAGAGCUGAGAGUGAAGAAUACCUUGUGAAUGUUUUUGUUAAUAUUUUUUUCUCUUAAUUCAUUGAUAGUAUCAGUUAGUCCAUUUAUUAUAAGGACAGGGUCAUUAAGAAUAUUCUCUUAAAAAAAAAAAAAAAGUACUUGCAAGAAGUGCAUCAAUUAGGCCUUUAUUCCCAGGAUGUGCAUCAGUUAGGUUUCUAUGUACAGGAAGUGAGUCAAUAGAGACCUUUGGCAGGAAGGCUGAAAUUCUGGAAAACUGAGCACAGUGCUAGCAUAUUAUUAGAGAGUGUGGUAUUUGUUGGCUGCUCGGAGGGUGACUGGUCAUGUCCCCUCUCUGCCCCUUAUCAAAUUCCAUAUGUGUUACAGAAGCUCUCUGUUAAUGAUGGAGCCCUAUUGAUUCAAUUUGUUUCUCUGCUGGGCCUUAGUAAUUUCUUUCAUUUGGAAUUUCUUGUUGAGACUUGCUACCUACCUGCACGUAUAUUUGCUUUCUUGCCCCAAUGGUGAAAGGGACCUUCCAUCUAUCUGGUUUCCUGAUUAUCAAUUGCAUUUUUCACAAUGAACACAGAAUUUGCUCCCCUGCUACAGUACCGAACACCUCACGCGGAUUGGGAAGCUGCUUUUUUCUCCUUCUGUAGCUCAGACCUGCUGGUCAUGUUCUCAAAUGGAAGGGAAGCUGCUUCUCAUUGGCUACAGGUCAAGCUUAGAUUUUUUUUUUCUUUUAAUAGGGUAGAGAAAGCAGUAAUAUGGGGGUGGCGGUGGGUGGUUAGUGCACAUGCAGUAUUUCAGUGCUUGGAAUAUGUUAAGAAAAGUUGGUGAGUUGGACUUGAGAAGGCUGCGGUCUCCUGUCCUUGUGGCAGAACUCUCAUGUGGUGCUUUUACGUGUGGUGCCUCUCUUGUCCUCUGGGUACAUCUCCACCUCUGCCUCUCUCGUUUCAUGUGUGCAUAUCAUCCCCGUGCUCAUCAGUGGCACAUGUAACUUGUAUCGUAGUUAAUCCAGUGGUGGCUCCUAGGCAAUACUUUCUCUACAGAUUUAACCCCCAAGCCUUCCCUUUGUUGUUGCUUGCAUAUUUAAAAUCGUUUCUGCCAAAAUGCCCUUUGCUUUCUUUGUAUUGUGUGGAAGCCUGCUGUCAGUGCUCAUCUGGUGCCUGGUGGGAUUAUAAGGAAGCAUGUCCAUGUGGGGUUUGUGCUCUUCAAAAGAACAGAGCAAGAUCCAGCUAUACAUGAUUUGCCUUUGAAGCAGGUAUUACAAAUAAGGGCAUCCCUUUCACCCAUUAAAAACAACAGAAAGAAAUAGAAAUGACUUAACCUGGCCUGGAAUAAACACUAAACUUUGUUACAUGCAAGAUCCAGCCCUUUUAGAUCUAGAUCUUGUGUGGCACAAAUUUUGUAAUUUUGAUUUGAUCAAUUUCCUAGAAUUUCAUUUUAUUAUUUCAAAGUUCAGAUAAGUAAUUAAAAAAACAAAACUCAUUGAAUGGUAAUAAACCAGAUAGUUUGCAACACACAGAAUUAUUAUAAUUGGGGCCCUUCCCCGAUUUCCCUAGUGCACAUUAACCUGGUUUAAGCUUCACCUCGAGUUAAUCACUAGCAGAUUUUCUUUUGAGGAUUGUUAAAUAGGUUUCAUCUAAAGUUAUAAAUGAUGCUGAACCUAGCAGCUCCAAUCACAACUCUCCACCGGAAGGAUCCCAGCAGGCUUUGAAUGCUGGCUAAGAUGGGACAGGCCACCUUGUCAUGGAAGUAUUAGCUUAAAACAAGUAAAAAAAAUCAGCUAGAAGAGAGAAAACUUGCUUUCCAAAGGCAUUUUACUUAGUCACUUCCAUCCAUGUGCAAAGGAAUUUUAAGAUGCCUAAGUCACCAAAUCCAUGCAUGUCUCCUCCCCACGAAUAACUAAAUUGGGAAAACUGAUGGGUGGAUGUUGUAAUCUCCAGUACUUUUCAACAUAAUGAAGGAACUGGCUUAGGAUGGGGCCGCUGUCCACCACAGAGUCGCACAGUGGCCAGUGUAGAGAUGUUAAUGGACCUGUCGGCGUGUCUUUGGGCUGUGGGAGGACAGGGCAUGCAAACCCUGCGAGAACAAUGACCAUUUCACAUAGCAGGCUCCGCACCAUCAGAACACCGUUACUCAACUAAUGUUUGUUUUCAUUUUGUAACUUUAGUUGCAGGUAGAAUCCCAACACAAAACUUUCAGUGUGUUAGGCAAUUUUCAGAACCGAUAUUGUAACAGCAGUCAUCUCAAAUGCAGAGGCAAUGGUUGGAUUCAAACUGAUGACCUAAUGGUUUUCCAAUCAAGUUCCAACCUAUUUUAAAAUGAUACAAUAUCUAUUGCCAACCCUCCACCACCUCACUCACCAUGCAGGGGCCACCACUGGUCAGCACCAAAAUGCUGGCUUUGGAGUAGGACUGAUUGUUUUUUUCAUUAUUAUUAUUAUUAUUUUUUUAACCAAAGAACCCCAUUUGCAGUAGGCAUAACAAGUAAGCAAGGCUCAGGGUCAUCAGAGUAAUCCUCGUAGUUUUAGAAUGUUACAGGAGAUCUUUUUGUACCCACCCCUUGUACUUAUCCAUUUAAUUUCAGGCCUGCUGAGGGCACAGAGAGGAGUAAAACAAACUAGUGGGGGAACAUUUAUUAUUUUAUGUUGCUUUAUUUUUAACUAGGAGUAUUAUUAUUACAUUUCUAUAUAUUAAAAUAUAUAAAUAUUAUAUAUGAUAUAUAAAAUUUGUUAUUUUUUGCAGCAAUAUUGGUUCUGUAAAAAGAAGCCCUCCCACUUCCUGCUGCUGGGCAACAGCCAUUCAGCUUGCUAUGUUUCCUCAAAAAUAUUAAUUUAUAUUUGAUAACAUGUCUUGGAAUUGAAGACAUAGACACAUGCGCACACAGUCAGACAUAACAUGCAUAUAUAUAUAGAUUUAUAUUUUAAAAUAUAGAAAUAUAUAUUCCCUACUUUUUAAGGGGCAUAAGGACACAUUGGAAAAAUGUAUUAUUUUCCUAUUUUUCUGGUCAAUUGAUGCACUGUCAUUUUCAAAGGCUGACAUACUUUUUGUGCUCCGAUGUUUUUGCCCCUUCACUCCACAUUUCCUGUUUCCCCUCCUCCACUAUUUUGUGACCAGGGACCCUUCAAUAGGACAGGUGACAACAGUUUGAGGUGGGUUUGCUCCGGGUCCAGUAGUUUCAGGGAUUAGGAUGAGGAAAAAAGGGUUAAACACCGAAAGGGAAUAAAGAGAACAGAAAAAUCUGCUUGUGCUCAGUUCAGUCACACAGAGCAAUUCCAGUCAAGUGUCUUACUCUCAACUGCUUGUGCCAAAUGAAUGCCAACCUGUCCCAUCACUGCUAGUGUGCCAACAGGCAGCAUUGCCCAUGUGCCAAUAGCCAUCUUUACCAAUCUGUCCUAUUGUUAUUUUUUAGUCAAUUGAAUGUUACAGCUAGAAAAAAAAUUGUGUGUUAUGUGCCAAAUGUACUGCAAAGUGGUACCUUAGGGGUGAGGCUCAUUCAGGAGUGGAAUAAUAUAUAUAUAUAUAUAUAAAAUAUGUUUUAUAUAUAUAUAUAUAUAAAAUAUGUUUAUAUAUACCCUUGAAUAGUCCUCCAAAGCUUGAAAUGUUAUAAUGUGCCAAACCUGCCAAAAUGACACUUCAGGGAGAGGGAUAUACAGCUCAUGCAAGCCAGUCUCAUUCUCCAUUCCCUUUCCCCACCUCUCUAUCACAGUACACUUGAUUUGUUUUUUUGUUUUAUUGGUGAACCCCAAAAUACCUUUCUUUGACUCGGCACAGGGGUUUGAGCUAUUCUGCUUGUGAAUCAUCACUGACUGUGCACCAGACAUGUCCAGGGUCCCAAUGCUUUGCCGAGCCAACAGUGAGGCAGCUCUGUCUCCUGACCACUAAAGACAGUGUUAAUAGAAUCUGCCGAAAAUGAUGUACCAGACUAAACUGUUGUUUUUGGUUGUGUUCUCUUUUUUAAAUAAAUAAACAAAUUAAAAGAAAGAAAA